AUGUCUAGCCUUUUUGAUGUUCCCGGAUGGAAACUCGGAACCGUUCUUUCUCAAGAAUAUGAAGGAACCAAAAAGAAUAAAAAACGCAAUUCCGAUUAUGAAAUUCAACAAGAAUUGAUUAAUAAAAAGUCGAAAUUAAAUCACGUACAAAAAGGUAAAAUACAAAAGGAUGAAUCCUCAAAAGUGAAAAGUACAAACAAAAGAAAGACAAAAAAGAAACCUCUUAUCGACGAUCAGACAUCAACAACCAGUACAUUUCCUUCUCUUGCCACACAGUCUGAAAAAAAAUUAUAUAAAAUACACGAGAAAAAUCAAUCUAUAGAUGGCAAAGAUAAUAAAAUCAAAGUUAAUAUAAGUGCAAAGCAAAAACCAAGCGAAAAAAAAUUAACCCACCGCCAAAAAUUAAAAAAAAAUAUUUCAGAAGGAAGGUUUCGUUGGAUCAAUGAACAACUUUAUGCUUCCACUAGUUCUUCGGCUUUCAAAUUAUUCCAUGAAAACUCACAAAUGUUUGAAGAG
This is a messenger RNA of Acaulospora morrowiae, 516 nucleotides long. The record is from the annotation of a GenBank genome assembly. NCBI's taxonomy places the organism in Eukaryota, Fungi, Glomeromycota, Glomeromycetes, Diversisporales, Acaulosporaceae.